AUGACCCAUCACGGAAAUGAGAACCUGUCGGUGGUGCCCUUGAGGGAGUUUGUGCUAGAUGGGUUCAGGGGAGGUACGGAGACCCAGGCCCUGCUGUUUGCUGUCUUCCUGGCCUUGUAUACAGUGACCAUUGUGGGCAACCUCACCAUGAUCAUUGUCAUCACCCUGGAUGCCCGCCUGCACUCCCCCAUGUACUUCUUCCUCAAGAACCUGUCCUUUCUGGACCUCUGCUACUCAUCUGUCAUUGCCCCCAAAGCCCUGGCCAACUUCUUCUCCUCAUCCAAGCUCAUCAGCUUUGCAGGCUGUGCCACCCAGCUCUGGUUUUUCUCCAUGUUUGGUACCACCGAGACUUUCCUGUUAGCCGUGAUGGCCUAUGACCGCUUCAUGGCCAUCUGCAGUCCCUUGCGUUACCCUGUGACAAUGUCCUCCAUGAUGUGUGCCUGCCUUGUUCUGGGCUCCUACUGUGGAGGCUUCCUCAACUCCACUGUGCAGACCAGCCUCACGUUCCGGCUCCCCUUCUGCAGCUCCAACCGCAUCAACCAUUUCUUCUGUGAUGUGUCCCCCCUGCUGCAGCUCACCUGUGCUGAUACAUCAGUCAAUGACCUUCUGUUGUUUAGCCUCUGUGGCUUCAUCAUUGUCAGCACUACAGUAGCAGUCCUGCUGUCCUAUGGUUAUAUCACAGUGACCAUCCUCAGGAUGCGUUCAGGAUCCAGAAGACAAAAGGUCUUCUCCACCUGUGGCUCCCACCUCACAGCCGUGUCCCUGUUUUAUGGAACUCUGUUUGCCGUGUACGCACAGCCAGGGGCUGUGGAAUCCAUGGAGCAGGGCAAGGUGGUCUCCAUCUUCUACACCCAGGUCAUCCCAAUGCUCAACCCCCUCAUCUACAGCCUGCGGAAUCAGGACGUGAAGGAUGCCCUGCGGAGGCUGAGACAGAGAUGGGUGGCCCCGUGA
This is a messenger RNA of Cavia porcellus (domestic guinea pig), 951 nucleotides long. Its product is annotated as olfactory receptor 9S13-like. Gene Ontology annotation, cellular component: membrane. The record is from RefSeq and is a predicted model, not a curated record. NCBI's taxonomy places the organism in Eukaryota, Metazoa, Chordata, Mammalia, Rodentia, Caviidae. Gene Ontology annotation, biological process: G protein-coupled receptor signaling pathway; sensory perception of smell. The transcript has a single exon. The coding region runs from base 1 to 951 and encodes 316 amino acids. Gene Ontology annotation, molecular function: olfactory receptor activity; G protein-coupled receptor activity; odorant binding.